AUGGCAAACAUUAUCCGAAUUCCUCCUCACCAUUUCAUCCAUGUCCUUGACACUAACUCUAACGUCACGCGUCUUGAUGUUGGUCCUAAGAUUUUUAUCAAACAAGACCACGAAAAGGUAGUCACUGGCAAAGACCCAGUUCCAAUGACUUCAAUUCCUCCGAGAUCUUUUGCAGUAAUAAACAACCCUGUCAUCAGAAAUCCAGAUAAAUCACUGAGCAUUGAUAAGUACGGACAAGUGAAUGUUCGCCAUGGAGAUCAAGAAAUCAGAUUCCAUGAGGAUUAUCCAGAUCCAUUCCCUCUAUACCCUCGUGAAGAAAUCAUUGGAAGGGUCACUGCGCUUCGUGUUGUAGCUCCUGAUACAGCUCUUUUAAUAGAAUCUGAAAGAGCUUUCACAGAUGAAGAAGAAAAUAAAAGGCAGCCAGGUGAUUUGUGGUACUUCAAAGGUCCAGGGACUUAUUAUCCAAGAAUCGAAGAAAGAGUAGUAAGAGAAGUUGAAGCCAAAAAAAUCAAAGUAAAUCAAGCCUUAAAGCUCAGAGCUCAAAGAGAAUUGACUGAUAUCGAAGGAAAUAUCAGAAAAGCAGGUGAAGAUUGGCUUAUCAGAACACCUGGUGCUUACCUACCAGGAGUUUAUGAAACUGUCAUCGAAACUCUUGAAGCCAAAAUUCUUACUGACUAUAAAGCUAUAGCUGUUAGAGCCACUAGAGCAUUUAUUGAUGUUUAUGGAAUUAAAAGAAAAGCAGGAGAAGAAUGGCUUGUGACUUCAGAAAUGAGCCCACUUCAUAUAAUUGACGUUUAUGAAGAAUUCAUUGGAGAUGUGAAAAUUUAUGCCCAAAAUAAUUGAAAAUUUUUACAUUUAAAAUAUUUUUGUAGUAUAAAUAAAAAGUACCUUAAAAGGUAUACAGUUCUGGAUAAAAAUCAAUACUGCGUUGUCUUAGAUCCUUUUGAUAAAGAACUUGGGACAAAUCGCUAUGGUUUCAAAGAACAACGCUGGGGUGAAAGAAGCUUUUUCUUAAUUCCUGGUGAAAGUUUAGAAGGCGGAAUUAAAAAUAAAUACAUCUUAGCUGACGAUGAAGCUUUACUGUUGAGAGCGAAAGAAGGACUUCACAGUGAAGGAGAAGACAGAAAACCUGGAGACAGAUGGAUGAUUUAUGGGCCUUGCUCAUAUAUGCCACCUACUCAGGUAGAAAUUUUGGAAGUAAGAAAAGCAAUACCUUUGCAUAUUAAUGAAGGAAUUUAUGUCAGAGACAUCAAAUCCGGACAGGUGAGAUCAGAAAUUGGUAAGAGCUACAUGCUUAAGCCUCAUGAAGAACUAUGGGAGAUGGAACUCAGUGACGUCGUUGAAGAACUUCUAAGCCAACAAGGCCAAGCUAGAACGAAUAAAACUAGAGUUGUCACUUAUAAAUGCCCUGCAAACUCUAUUGUCCAAGUCUACGAUUACAAGUCAAAGGUAUCUCGCACAGUGCUAGGACCAAACCUUGUCAUGCUUUCUCCAGAUGAACAGUUUACAGUCAACAUCUUGUCAGGUGGUAAGCCAAAACGUGUCGGCGUAAUUAAAACUCUGCAUUUAAUGCUCGGCCCUGAUUUCAGUACUGACAUCAUAGAAGUCGAUACAUCAGAUCAUUGUCGUCUCCGCCUGCAGCUUUCUUAUAACUGGAAAUUCAACAUCGACAAAAGUGAUGAGGAAACUCACAAGCAAGUCUUCAAGGUCCGUGACUUCGUCGGAAACCUCUGCAAUUUCAUGGCUUCCAGAGUAAGAGGAGCAGUUGCUGGGGCAUCUUUUGACCAAUUCCAUAGAGAAUCUGCAAGAAUUAUCAGAAAAUCUGUAUUUGGACUUGAUGAGUCAGGACAUGUUAAUGACGAUUUCAAAUUCGAUGAAAAUAAUUUGGUCUUGACUAAUGUGGAUAUUCAGUCUGUAGAGCCUGUCGAUCGUCAAACUAAGGAAAGACUACAAGAGUCUGUUACCAUGGCUAUUGAAAUUACAACUCAAACUGAAGAAGCUAAGGCUAGACAUGCAUCAGAAAGGCAAGCUCAAGAAGCUGAAGGACAGCUGGAGAAGCUGAGAAUUGAAGGCCAGUUGAAGGUAGAAGCCGAGAACAAUAAACUAUAUUUACUGAAAAGCCAAACUGAAAAUGUGGAAAGCGAAGGUAUUGCUACUGCAACAGCCAAGGCUAUGACUGAAAAGAAUAGAAUUGAAGCUCAAAGCAAAAAAGAUGCAGCUGAGCUGAACUCACGCGCAGAAAAAUUAAAGAGAGAAAACGAAAUCAACCAUACCAAAGAAAAGCAAAGUCUUGAAAUUGAAUAUCAAAGGAAAAUCGAUGACCUUGAAAUCACUAAAGCAAGAAGACUAGCAGAGAUUGAGAGCGAAAAAUUCAAAGGUAUCAUUAGAAGCAUUGGAAGUGAUACACUGGUCGCCAUUUCUGAAGCGGUUCCUUCACACGAGGUCUACUCCAUAAAGACUAUUUUUUUUUGGCCUAUUUUUUUUGGCCUAAUUUUUUUUUGGCCUAUUUUUUUUGGCCUAUUUUUUUUUGGCCUAUUUUUUUUUUGGCCUAUUUUUUUUUGGACUAUUUUUUUUUGCCUAUUUUUUUUUGGCCUAUUUUUUUUGACUUUUUUUUGACUUUUUUUUGGCAUUUUUUAGCUAUUUUUUUACUAAUAUUUGGGCCUAAUUUCAUACUAAUGAUUUUAAUAUAAUUUUUACUGCAUUUUAAACGAUUUUAUCAACAUAAAAUACACCUUUAAACAGAUCUCUUACUCCAUGAAUGCUAAUUCAUUGCUUUUUAAAUUUCGAGAAUUUUAAAUUUAAUUAGGAUUUUUCCACUUAAUUUACUCAAUAUUAAUCGUGUAAGGAAAAUACAUCCGUUACCCAAUAAUUAUUUAGUCUCUCAGCAGCUUCAUGAAUUAUCCUCGACAGAAAAAAUAGGCCAAAAAAAAUAGGCCAAAAAAAAAUAGGCCAAAAAAAAAUAGGCCAAAAAAAAAUAGUCGUUAUGGAGUAGACCUCGUGUGAAGACACGUUCUGAAGCUGGACCAAAGAUGCAGGCAGAGUUAUUGGGAGGAUUGGGACUUACUGGAUACAUGCUGUGUGAUACUGAAAAUCCAAUUAAUCUUUUCAACACUGCUCAAGGAAUGCUUGGAGCUGCCGCUAAUCAGCAGCCAAAUAAUUAA
Messenger RNA from Blepharisma stoltei, 3161 nucleotides. The record is from the annotation of a GenBank genome assembly. NCBI's taxonomy places the organism in Eukaryota, Ciliophora, Heterotrichea, Heterotrichida, Blepharismidae.